AUGUGGUUGGCGGUCCUCAUGCAACGAAGUAUUGCAAUGGAUGCCAGUGACGCCCGUGCACAGCACCAGGACAUUGACGUGAACUAUGUCACGGAAAUGCUGGACAAGCUGGAGGUCUUUAUCAAGAAGCAGAGUUAUGUCACACACGAGCAUUUCAACAGCGAGUUGAAACGGCUCCGGGGAACAAUGGCAACGUUGGACGAUUCAGCAGAUCUCAAAAUCCUCCAGGGCGUGGUGAAGGGCACUGAGAUGGAAAGGAUGGAGGCCGAAGCAGCUUCUUUGGAAGCUGUGCAGUACUAUCAUACCGUGCGUGCCGCGUCGGGAUCCACAGGUGGGGCCCCAAGCUGUGACUUUCUGACGUGUGGGAAUCACGCAGUUUGCAAGUCUGAGCAUGACAGAGCCUUCUGUGAAUGCGUUCCCUGCUUUAGUGGGGAUGGCUUCACAUGUCGGCCCUCCAAGUGCACUGCAGACGUUGUAUAUUCUCCACAGCUUAUCGUCCCUUAUUCAUCAAGCGGAACCAAGCCGGACCCAGUCAUGGCCCGCGAUGUUAGUCUGUCUCUCAUUGGACGAGAUGGCUUGGUGGUGGCCAUUCGAGAUGAGCAGCGUGGAAAUCAGGGCUUCCUUAGCAUUGGACGGGUGAAGUCCAGCGAGAUUAUGUGGGGAGAGUGGAAACUCUUCUCUUCAAAGUCCCAGGCCUUUGAGCCCACAGUGGUUGGAAUUGGUGAACGCAUGCUUAUCGCAUACAGAGAUUCGGAGGAAAAAGGCGCAGGUUAUCUGGUGAGCGGUCAGCUCGACAGCACAGACCUCACCGGCUUCAAGGUAGAGAUCGGGCAGCCGUACUUGUUGCACAAGAGGUUGCAGCAGCGAGUUGCGCUGGUGGCAUUGUCAGCUUCUCGUGCAGUAUGUCUGCAUUCAGCUGUCAGUGACAAGGCUGCAGGCAACGCUGUGCUUGUACAAGUACACGCAGGAGGUCUCAGCUUACUUGGUAAAUAUCAUUUUGGAGGCGAGGCUCCGAUUUCUCACAUCGCUUCAACGAAGCUGAGCGAGGAUUCUUUUGUGGUCGCCUACCGUCAGCAACCUCCAGAUAGCCACGAGAUUGGCCUCACAUCCAAGGAGCUAUCUGCUACGUGGAUGAGAGUUUCCGAUGAUGAUUUUCUCAUCGUGAGCCCUCAUCAGUUUACGCUGGAGCCAGAGCGUCCAGACAUGUAUGGCCGGGACAUUGCCUUGGUGUCUCAGAACCUGUUCGCUUACUCGUAUUAUUCUGGCGCGGAAAGGAAAACCAAGAUGUCAUUGGUUCGGGUGGAUCCACUUUCGCAUCAGAUGAAAGCAGUUGGCGAUCCCACAGUCCUCAGUACUGGCUACAGCUCCUUUGUGGGAGCCGUAUCGCUUCCGUCUGGAUCGGAGACGCCGAGCACGUUCACCUACAUACAGCCUGCGGGAGACAAGAGUGUUGCAAAGGUAUGCGGUGUGAGCUCCGAGGGCCGUAUAUCUGCUUGCAAAGAUGUGAGCUGGGCAGAGGGGGAGUUCGAUGCUGCCACGGCCAUCAAGCUGCCGGACGGCCGUUUGCUCUUCGCUUUCCAGAAAGGAGGAACCGUUCAGACUCGCUUCUUGUCGGCUGAGGAAGCAUCUGCGCAGGACAUCAGCAUGGCGGUCGUGUGA
This is a messenger RNA of Symbiodinium natans, 1659 nucleotides long. The record is from the annotation of a GenBank genome assembly. NCBI's taxonomy places the organism in Eukaryota, Dinophyceae, Suessiales, Symbiodiniaceae.